CAUCGGCACCGAGCGUGUGGCGGCUGCCAACCACACUUGUGACAACCUGAUUGCCCUGCACCACUCGGACUCUGCGACCAUCGCGGAAUGGAAGGACCUGUUGAACGAGCGCUGGGAGGACCUGCUGGAGCUGAUAGACACGAGGCACCAGGAGCUGCAGGCCUCCUGGGAGAGACACAAGUUCUUCAGUGACUGCAAGGAGACUCUGGAGAUCAUUGUUGAGAAGCAGAACUCGAUUCCAGAUGAGCUGGGCCGGGACGCACAGAGUACGGCAGCCAUGCAGAGGAAACACAACAACUUUGAGUCGGACCUCGUCACUUUGGAGGCACAGAGAGACCCUGACGAAUAUGCAAGAAAAAGAUUUGAGGCUCUUAUGAAACACAAUCCAAAAAACGACGAAAUACUUGUUCCUAUUCAGUACCUGUCAGGCAAGAUUGAGUUGGUAAAGAUCACCAAGGACACCACAGCUGAUACAGUUGUGAGGAUUCUACGCCAGCCCCUGAAUUUGAAGGAGGGUAGCUGGGAACUACACGAGAUUGUUAAGGACCAAUUAGAGCGAUUUCUACCAGACAAGACCAAGUUAUGGCCCCAGGUGCACCAAUGGCAGACAUGGGUGGGCGACUACCCUUCCUCAGCCCGUCUUUGUUUGUGUCCAGCCUCCAAACUCAGACAAAAACUACAGCAGUCAAUGGGAGCAUUGCUUCUCUUUCUAUGUCAAUGAUGGCCACAAGAUGGGUAAGAAGGACUUGUUUGGUCACACAGUUUUCUUCACCAGUGAGAAGGAGAAACUUCUUUGGAUGGCAGCAUUGCUCAAUUCUCAGUCACCACUUGGGGCAGGAUGCUAGCUGUAUGCACAUGUUUUUAUGGGCUAGUGCAAUGUGACCUUCACAACGGAACAAUCUGUGGAGUGAUCACUGAUCAUGUGAUCCUCAGUAAUACUGUGGAGACAAGAACGUUAAAGAAUGGCCUGGCUGGAGGUGGAAGAACAGCUAUCAGGAAACCAAAAACUUGUCCAAGAUUUUCAUAAUAUUUACUAGACUCAUAUGGAACAUUUUAAUAUUUUAUUAUUCAUAUUAAAGUGAAACAAAGAUUUGUGUUAUAUACCAACUUUGGAAAUGUUGCCACAAGAAGAAUCUGAAUUGGACGAUUCAUUUGUCUUAUUUAAAUCAUUAAAGACAAAAACAUAUUUUCUGAUUCAAAAUUAUUAGCUGGGUCUAUGGACCCUUUCUUUCUCCUGAAAGGAUCAACUCCGAGGACUGGCAGUUACUCGACAGCUAGGGCCUAAUUUGCCAAGGAUGUCCUGGCCAUGAAAAAAGAACUUAGAAUUAGAUAGAACAAAGAGUCUCACAGAACAAAUCGUCAGAAAGAAGAUGAACUCAGAAUGUGGUGUUUGUUUGAUUGAAGCUGAGGUUUUGUAUUGGUCAAGUGACGCAGAAAAAAUUUAUUUGGGAAGAUAUGUUACUGAGCAACAAAAGUGUUUACCAACAUGGAUGUGAUUGUGUUGCAGUCUGGACCAGUGUCCUUUAAUGCCUGUGUUUACCAAUUGUAAGUUUAUAUUUGUAAUGUUAAUUAUUGUCAUGCCCUAGAUUGUUCAUGCAAACAUGUGUUUAUGUACAUGUACAUUGUUCAUUUUCACCGUUAAUGUUUUGCAUCUAAAUGACUAUGUCACUGUUAUUUAAUGCUUUUAUUGGAUGCUGUGUGGAAGUUAGAGCUGAUAACAGCCGAUGCCUACCUUUUGCACUUCUUUAUUAUUUGUAAUAUCCUUUUUAAAAGUCUCAUUGUAUUAGCGUCUGUUAAUGUGGCAGCCAUUUUUGCAUAAACAGGAAGUUGAUUUCCUGAUGCUGACAUAAGUGCCUUCAUAAAAAUAUAUUUCUUUUUUUAUGAAAUACUGCAAUUGUUGUUCAAGCAUAUUUCAAUGUAAAAAUAUAAUUUGUUCAGGACAAAAAGUUAGAUAAUGAUGUCUCUACCUUUGUUUCUUGUUACAUGUGUAUAAUGUUUAUGUGUGUUGAAACUGCAGUCAGUUCUUUAUUCCAAGUAAGUUUAAGAGAACUAUUAAUGUACAUAAAAGUAUUGGGCCGAGGGUUGCUGUAUUGUUGCAUAAUGCUGCUCAAUGGUGUUUGCAAUAUUGCAGCAGCUAGAUGUGAUAUCAAGGGCAUUUCAGCAGGCAUCAUACUUCUUGUAAAAUCACUUGUAAAAAAUUACUGUGAUGUAUGCUUCUUGAAAUUCAUUCUGUAUCCUAUAUCCUGUCAACUUUCCAUAGAAAGAAUUUGUAUGUACAAAAGAAUUGGUUGGGUUAACAACUCUUAAUGUGGAGCACAAAUUUAACGAAAUUAAAUAGGUUAACUGUAAAUCAUGUGAUACCCAAAUGCAAUACUUGGUAACAUGUAAAUCCUGUGGUAUAUGAAUACAAUUAUAGGUUAACUGUAAAUCAUGUGAUACCCAAAUGCAAUACUUGGUUACAUGUAAAUCCUGUGGUACAUGAAUACGAUUAUAGGUUAACUGUAAAUCAUGUGUGAUGUCCAAAUGCAAUACUUAGUUACAUGUAAAUCCUUUGGUACAUGAAUACAAUUAUAGGUUAACUGUAAAUCAUGUGAUACUCAAAUGCAAUUAUUGGUUAACUAUAAAUCAUGUGGUACCCAUAUGCAAAUUACAUUGACUGUUAAUCAUGUUGUACCCAAAAACAUGGCUUUGUUAAUCUGCAGGUUAACUAUUAAUCACAUGGCACCCAAAUACAUGGGUUGGUUGAAGUGCGGUUAACUAUUAAUCACAUGGCACCCAAAUACAUGGGUUGGUUGAAGUGCAGGUCAACUUUUCAUCACAUGGCUCCCAAAUACAUGGGUUGGUUGAAGAGCAUGUUACUUUUCGAAAGAUUGAAACAGUUGAUAUGUAAUAAAUGCUUUCCAUUUGUGCAAUAUCGAUAGUGUUCCUUUAAUGUCAUUCUAUUUCGCAUGUACACUUAUUGGAAGUGAUUUGGUGUGAUUCUACUUUCACAGUUUUUGUUGACUGCCCGUUAGUGUGUGGUGGUGUUGAAAUAAUUCAAUAACAUUUGCUGUAAAGUGUUGUAAAAUUGAUUUUAACAAGCAAUUCGUUGAAUUGAUAUCCCCCGCCAAUAUGCUUCUGGUCAAAAUGUGUUAUAUUUGACACUCAAAAAAGCAUUUUUUUUCAAGAUACAAAGGGCCAUAACCCUUCAAUAACGCAUCAAGCAUCAACGAAGCAGACGACAAUUUGAGCGUUUUUAGCAUAACCAAUUCAUUUUAUGAUCCGCCACAACUUAAUUUCCAUGAGGACAACAUCAGCAUUUUGAGCACAACAAACCCUUUUUACGAAGAACCCACCACUAACGAGGAAGACUCUAACAGUAUAUUCAGCGAAUCCAAUCCAUUUUAUGAAGCACAACAACGUUAUUUCCAUGAGGACACAUUCAGCAUCUUGAGCCUAACAAACCCUUUUUACGAAGAAUCCACCACUAACGAGGAAGACUCUAUGAGUAUCUUUAGCGAAUCCAAUCCAUUUCAUAAAGGUCCAAGAAGAGAGCAUCUCGAAGUAAAAGCGAUCUCGAGCAAACUAGGGGACGGGGAUGCACGUGCUGUUGAUCCCACUGAAGUGAUGCUGUCUGUCGAUGUGAAUAGUCUGUGUAUACAAAAGAAGUCAAAAAUGAUGCAGGACAUCAGGGAGAUUGCCGACGAACGCAAAUGUGAACAAUACGGGAAUUCAUUUCAAUGCUAAGAGGGUUCCUUUAAAGAUCUACGAAAACACGAACAUUAUCUUUUUAUGUGAAUAUAAACUACAAAUAUAUGAUUUUUUUUGUCUUAACACUGCUGGUAUUAAUUUAUUUUACUUGUGGUGAAUCAUGUUUUACUACGGGAUCGUAAAAAUGCUUUUUUUUCUGCAAAUAUACAACAUACAUGAAUAACUCAGGAUUAAUGAAUUAUGAUUAACUCGAUAUAACACUCAUCCGACAGUAAAUAGUGUUUGAUAGUCAAUAAAACUAUGCAAAUGUG
Molecule: messenger RNA, 4001 nt
Organism: Dreissena polymorpha
Lineage: Eukaryota; Metazoa; Mollusca; Bivalvia; Myida; Dreissenidae
Exons: 10
Coding region: 278-721 (147 amino acids)
Biological process (GO): signal transduction
Source: RefSeq, a predicted model, not a curated record